Osmia lignaria (orchard mason bee) is the source of this 3123-nucleotide messenger RNA. Lineage: Eukaryota; Metazoa; Arthropoda; Insecta; Hymenoptera; Megachilidae. The record is from RefSeq and is a predicted model, not a curated record.
GAGGGGGAUGAAACCAGGGGUCUGGUGGCGAAACGUGACGCAGUUAUCCGGCGUUAUUGGCAGUUCUCUCUCGUUCAAUAACAGGUACACGUAAAGAGAAAAUACUCCGGUUGAAAUUUAUAGAGGGCGUAGGGUGAGCUGAGCGGAGAGAGAAAGGAAAAAAAAUGACCCGUGACUCUGGUGACCGGGAACAAUGAACGGAAACAGGAAGAGAAAGACAGAGGAUGGUUUUCUAGGGCGAAACGAUUCGUGGUAAUUAACACAACCGGACCGACGAUAUACGAUUUUACUUCCGCGUCGUUACAACGUCAGCGAGGUCGAAACCUUUGAGCCACCGUGUUCCACCCUCUCCUUUCUCCCCUUUUGCCGAUUCGUUUACCUCUACCAGUCCCACCGGUUAAUUGUUGAUAAUUCGCGAUGCGUGCGAUCGGCGAAUCCGGCCGCGUUCAACAGAUUAACGAACGCAUUGUUCCCUCGGAUGCGUGUUGCCGGAUUUUCUUUUGAAUUUUCCCUGAUCAUUCGCUCGAUUGUGCUCCCAUUUUGCUAUUGAUGGCUCGUUUCAAACGGACGAAACGAAGGGGUUGAUUAGGAGCCUUGUUUUGAUAAAUGAAAAGAAUUAGCCAAGGCUAAUUACUAAUUACUAAAUUAAUUUGAUUUUUCUAAGAUUUAAAUUUUAAUUCAAUAUCCUAGCGAUCGAACCAUUGAUUUUCAAUCCCUUUUACCUCAUCUUCGAACCGCGGACAUGGUUAAGAUUUCGAUUUCCGGUCUCGGACGUCUCGGAUGGACGGAUAAGAAACGACAAACGGACAUCGUUUAACCCGAAUAGAUAAAAGAAAGGUUAUGCGUGCGGUCGCGUUCGCGGUUACGUUUCACCGUAGAAAGAUUCGUGUACAUAACGAGGACGAGGUUUACGAGGCCGUUCAGGGGGUUGUAAUUCAAUUUAAUGCCGGGAUCGCAGACUCACCGUCCGACCGGUUCACGGAAGAUUCCGGCUGCGAAUUACGGGUCACGAAGCAGGAUACGGUGAGAGAUUCUUUCUGAAAGCGGCAUCACUCCACCCGCUUGUUCAGCCCGCCCUCCUCUUUACCAAAGAAAUCCCGGCAGGGGUUCCCUUGGAACUCUCGCGAGGAUUUUUAUUGCGUAGUAACGUCGCUCGUUGAUUUAAGCGUUCUCGGCUUUCAGUUCCGUUCAAACGGCGCGAGAUCAGCGAAGAAGAUUCUAGCUGGAGAAAUUUGUGUUCACGUCUCUUCGCCUUUAUCUAAAUACAGAAAAGUCUGCCACGAAUUCGAGCGAUUGAGAAUUGAAAAUUUCAUAACGUUCCCUGGAACUGUAUCGAACAGUCCAAAGUACUCUAUUUAUUUAGAAAUCAAAGUGCUCGAGAAACGAGGCGGUUCCAAAUUCGACGUCCAAACAAAGGCUAAUCAAAGGAGACCACCUCUCGGCACGACGCGAAUCAAGUGUCCUGUUAGCCUCCGGUCUGCGUUCGAGUUAGCACGCUCGUAGGUGCGAAUUAGUCUUUCGAAUCAAUCGUUUAAACAUCGACGCGGCGAGUUUCGUGAAAACACAACGGGACAGAUUAUUCGCACACGGUCAACAGUAGGAUGGAAUCGUGGUUACGCAAGCCUCCGUCGGUUCGUCGUACCAACCCCACACGUGGCAAUCGUUUGCUUCGGGCAACUUCCGUUUCCUUGUCGGCUCAUCGGGAAUCGCAGUUGGCGUUUCUGCGGCUUGCCCGUCGCUUCAGGCUUGAAAACUCGCUCCGAUGACUGGGAUGAUCGUCUUGCUGGUGGUGUUGCUCGUUUGCCCGUCGCGACAUCCGGCGCAGAGCCUCGAGGACCGCGGCAGCGACGAUUCCGGAGGGAACAAUGGGACCGAGCUGGUGAAAAGUCACUCUAGACGAGCCAGAACACUCGUUUUCCCUGAUCCCGUCCAGCUUCUGCUGAUCUUCGGCCUGGGGACACCGUUGCAGUUGAAUUACGAGAACGUGAUCGUCGGUAUAUUCGCUAAAUACGUGUACAAUUUGCCGACCAAUGCGACGGAUUUCACCAUGCCCGGUGUCUAUUACUCCCGAAGCCAGAAGAGCAGAUGGAACGUCUACAAGAUGCUGGAGAAAGCAGCGGGGAUGUAUGGAUUCGGUGGGAAAGCGUGUCUGUUGAAGGCCAUCUGCGAGGCAGCGUCGGUUCCCUUUGACAGCACCCACAGUUUACUGGGACAAUUGUUGCAGGUAUUCUUCAAGCCUUCCAGCACCGACGAGCAAUACGAGGAGUACGAAGACCAGGAAUAUCGGGCGGCCGAACGUUUGGGCGAGCAAAUGUCGGCGGAAAACUGCCACGCCCUUUAUCCGGAAUGCCGACGAAGUAUCCUCGAUGUGUUCUCCAUGGUCACCGUAUGAAUACCAAAACACCAGCACGACGACGACGACGACGACGAUGGGAUACUGGCUGAGAUUUCAGUCUCUGGUUAGAUUAGAGUGGGAUGAGGUUUGUUCGAUUGAUUGAAACUUUGGUUACAUUCUGUGGAGCGUGUAAACGGAUGAAACAGAGAGAUGUACAUUGAUAGAUAUUUAUCGAGCUUCUGGUGGAGUUUCUGGUUGAAAUACUUCGCCGCGAGUGAUUAUUGCUUAUCAGACUUUUCAAGGGUGGAAAAGAAAUUUUCGUUAAUUUCAAUUACGAUCAAGUAGGUUUAAUUGUCUUGGGUUCUUGGAUAACUCGUGUACAGGCAAGUAUAUUUAUCUGUUUAGAAAUAAUUUUACUAUAUUUAUGUGUUAAGAUGUUGUAUAAAUAAAUAAAAUUAAGCGAUUGCAUCGUUAUUGUAUCGAGUUUCAGAUCUAUAAAUUUUCAAUGCGGAUAUCAAUCAAAGUCAGAAGAGAAUAGGUACGAUCAAGUAUUCGAAACAUAACAAUGGAAGAACGUAUCUGAAGGAUUUCUAGCAGUCAGUGUAUUGUAGAGGAACGAUUCUUCCGACAAGUUGAAUCCCCUGGCGGGCCAGUUUGAACGCUUGAUUAUCCUCAAACGAUGCCGAAAAUUCAUCCCUUCGAACCGAGCGUCGUUUCUCAAGGUGUCAGACGGCCGUGAAAGCAUUUCUUAAACGGCAGCUUCUACGGCGAAGCAUUCCGUUGCACGG